CGUCACAAUGCAGAGUGAGCCUCGUGGAUGGGGCACUGGGCCCAGAGUGCCUGUUCUCGCCUGCCUGGGCCUCAGUUUCCACAUCUGCACAAUGGAGGUGACCAUCCCUGCCCUGCUGUUUGCCAGGAGUGGCUGUGACUCUGUGGGCGUGGUGGCGGCCUGUGGGAGGCCGUAGGGUGCUUUCCCAGGCCUGGGCUUCACCAUGGCGGGGAGACCGCACCUGAAGCGGAGUUUCUCCAUCAUCCCCUGCUUUGUCUUCGUGGAGUCAGUGCUGCUGGGCGUCGUGGUCCUGCUGGCUUACCGCCUGGAGUUCACGGACACCUUCCCCGUGCACACCCAGGGCUUCUUCUGCUAUGACAGUACCUACGCCAAGCCCUACCCGGGGCCUGAGGCUGCCAGCCGCGCCCCCCCUGCGCUCAUCUACGCCCUGGUCACUGCUGGGCCCACCCUCACGAUCCUGCUGGGGGAGCUGGCGCGUGCCUUUUUCCCUGCACCACCUUCGGCCGUCCCCGUUGUUGGGGAGAGCACCAUCGUGUCCGGGGCCUGUUGCCGUUUCAGCCCCCCACUGCGGAGGCUGGUCCGCUUCCUGGGGGUCUACUCCUUCGGCCUCUUCACCACGACCAUCUUCGCCAACGCGGGGCAGGUGGUGACCGGCAACCCCACGCCGCACUUCCUGUCCGUGUGCCGCCCCAACUACACGGCCCUGGGCUGCCUGCCGCCCUCCCCAGACCGGACGGGGCCCGACCGCUUUGUCACUGACCAGGGCGCCUGCGCCGGCAGUCCCAGCCUGGUGGCCGCGGCGCGGCGCGCCUUUCCCUGCAAGGACGCGGCCCUCUGCGCCUACGCGGUCACCUACACGGCGAUGUACGUGACUCUCGUGUUCCGCGUGAAGGGCUCCCGCCUGGUCAAACCCUCGCUCUGCCUGGCCCUGCUGUGCCCGGCCUUCCUGGUGGGCGUGGUCCGCGUGGCCGAGUACCGCAACCACUGGUCUGACGUGCUGGCCGGCUUCCUGACCGGGGUGGCCAUCGCCACCUUUUUGGUCACCUGUGUCGUGCACAACUUCCAGAGCCGGCCACCCUCUGGCCGAAGGCUCUCCCCCUGGGAAGACCUGGGUCAAGCCCCCACCAUGGACAGCCCCCUCGAAAAGUUAAGUGUGGCCCAGGAACCCGAGGCCUGCAGGCCGCAUUCGACACCGGCACGGCUCACCCCAUCCAAGCCGCAGAACUGUGCCCGCCGUGGCCACCUGAUCCCCAGCUGCGUGUCCUCCAGGGCCCCAGCCAUGUGUUCGUCGCCCCGUGUGCCCCGUCCUCGGUUGAGGUCUGAGCCGACACCCCUGCCUCUGCCCCUGCCCCUGCCCGCGCCCGCCCCCAGCCAGGGCCCCUCCCCUUCCUCCCCUGGACCUGGGGGGCCAGGCGGGGGUGGUGGCCGUGGCCGUAAGCUACUGCUGCCCACGCCCCUGCUGCGGGACCUGUACACUCUGAGUGGACUCUACCCCUCCCCCUUCCACCGGGACAACUUCAGCCCCUACCUGUUUGCCAGCCGUGACCACCUGCUGUGAGGCCCAACCACCCACCCAGAACGUGCCCAGGCCCCAUUUCUUCCCCGCCACGCGUGUGUGUGCGUGUGCCACGUGAGUGCCAAAGCCCUCUGCCCCCCCAAGCCGGCCAAACCCAGACACGACGAGAUGGCUGGAGGGACAUUUGGGAGAUUCCUGCCUCUCUUGCCCUCUGGGACAUCCCAGUGAGCCAAGGUGCGAGGUGGGCCCGUGCCCUUCAGAUAGUCCUUUUAAGGGCCACACCCGACCCCACUGGCCACUGCCCAGCCAACCAGGGCCCCCAGUUCUCAGGAUUCUACCCAAAAGGAGGGAGCUCCGGCCAAUGGGAGCCUCCCCUCACUCUUAGAAUCCUCAGGCAAGAGGUCAGCUCCAGCCAGGGUCCCGUCUGAACAGCCCAUAGGAGCCCUUGGUUGCCAGACUUCUAGAGUGGGUGGGUAUGAUUCCAGUCAAUGGGGGACCGCCCGUGUCUAAGCAUGUGUGAGGGAGAGGGGGGAGACGAGGGCGUUCUUUGUCGUCAAGUCCUCGCUCAGAAUCGGGAGUCCAGAUGUAGGGUGGGGGGCAGGUUCCCCCAUGACAGGGUCCCUGGGGCACCCCCCUUCUUCGUCCCUCCCCUGUGAGCAACCUCUUACCCGGCCCCUCCUUACCCCCUACUUAAGCAGGACUUGCCCCAGGUCAAAGGUUUUGGGGCUCAGGGUGCUGUGUCUCCCCUUGCCUGUGCCCAGGUCACCCCAACCCUCCUGCUACUUAUUAGGGCUGUGGAAAAGGAUUUUUUUUCUGGGAACCCACCCCUUCCUUCCCUCUUCCCCUCAUGCCUCAGCCUUGUGCAGGGGAUAUGGGCAGAGCAGAGGGUCUCCCUUCCCCUGGAUGGCCAAAGGCAACAGGCAGAGGAGACACUGCCCCCCCUUCCUGCCCCCUCCUCAUCUUUAAUAAAAGACCUGUUUGUAACAGAA
This is a messenger RNA of Carlito syrichta (Philippine tarsier), 2505 nucleotides long. It is a transcript of the gene PLPPR2, whose product is annotated as phospholipid phosphatase related 2. Gene Ontology annotation, biological process: phospholipid dephosphorylation; phospholipid metabolic process; signal transduction. Gene Ontology annotation, molecular function: phosphatidate phosphatase activity. Bases 203 to 1558 code for a protein of 451 amino acids. The record is from RefSeq and is a predicted model, not a curated record. Lineage: Eukaryota; Metazoa; Chordata; Mammalia; Primates; Tarsiidae. The transcript is spliced from 9 exons.